CCCGGGUGCCGGGCGCGGGGCUCGGUGACAGCGGAGGCGGCUGCUACGGGCGGGACGCAGAGAGCCGCGUCGACGCGGACGGCGGCGGGAAGUGCAGACGAGGGCGGGCCUCCCCGGUGGCGCGUAGCCCGAGGAGCCCGGGAGCGGGCGGCGAGCGCAGCUCGCGGGUCGGGCACCCCAACUUGAGACAAGUUGCCGGAACCUCCCGACGCCGGCGGCGGACAGCUUGACCUUCAGGGCGGAGGGAGCCUGCGCCCGCAGCCGCCAUGGCGUCGCGCAUCGGGCUGCGCAUGCAGCUCAUGCGGGAGCAGGCGCAGCAGGAGGAGCAGCGGGAACGCAUGCAGCAGCAGGCCGCCAUGCAUUACAUGCAGCAGCAGCAGCAGCAGCAGCUGGGAGGGCCACCCACCCCGGCCAUCAACACCCCCAUCCACUUCCAGUCGCCACCACCGGUGCCAGGAGAGGUGCUGAAGGUGCAGUCCUACCUGGAGAACCCCACCUCCUACCACCUGCAGCAGUCCCAGCACCAGAAGGUGCGGGAGUACCUGUCCGACACCUAUGGGAACAAGUUCGCCGCCCACAUCAGCCCCGCACAGGGAUCCCCGAAGCCCCCACCCGCCGCCUCCCCUGGAGUGCGGGCAGGACACGUGCUGUCCACCUCCGCGGGCAACAGCGCCCCCAACAGUCCCAUGGCCAUGCUGCACAUCAGCUCCAACCCCGAGAAGGAGUUCGAUGACGUUAUUGACAACAUCAUGCGGCUGGACAACGUGCUGGGCUACAUCAACCCCGAGAUGCAGAUGCCCAAUACGCUACCCCUGUCCAGCAGCCACCUGAACGUGUACAGCAGCGACCCCCAGGCCACGGCCUCACUGGUGGGUGUCACCAGCAGCUCCUGCCCCGCAGACCUGACCCAGAAGCGAGAGCUCACAGAUGCUGAGAGCCGAGCCCUGGCCAAGGAACGACAGAAGAAAGACAAUCACAACCUAAUUGAGAGGAGGCGGAGGUUCAACAUCAAUGACCGCAUCAAGGAGUUGGGGAUGCUGAUCCCCAAGGCCAAUGACCUGGACGUGCGCUGGAACAAAGGCACCAUCCUGAAGGCCUCGGUGGAUUACAUCCGGAGGAUGCAGAAGGACCUGCAGAAGUCCCGGGAACUCGAGAGCCACUCUCGGCGCCUGGAGAUGACCAACAAGCAGCUCUGGCUCCGCAUCCAGGAGCUGGAGAUGCAGGCCCGAGUGCACGGCCUCCCCACCACCUCCCCUUCCGGCAUGAACAUGGCGGAGCUGGCCCAGCAGGUGGUGAAGCAGGAGCUGCCUGGCGAAGAGGGCCCGGGGGAGGCGCUGAUGCUGGGGGCCGAGGUCCCCGAGCCUGAGCCGCUGCAGGCCCUGCCUCCCCAGGCCCCGCUGCCCCCACCCGCCCAGCCCCCGUCGCCAUUUCAUCCCCUGGACUUCAGCCACAGCCUGGGCUUUGGGGGCGGGGGUGAUGGCCCCGCGGCCUACCCCGACCCCCUGGGGCCAGAGCACAGCUCCCCAUUCCCCAGCCUGUCCAAGAAGGAUCUGGACCUCAUGCUCCUGGACGACUCGCUGCUCCCGCUGGCCUCCGACCCCCUCUUCUCCACCAUGUCGCCCGAGGCCUCCAAAGCCAGCAGCCGCCGGAGCAGCUUCAGCAUGGAGGAGGGCGAGGUGCUGUGACUCAGCGCCCGCCCCCCCGCGGCCUGCUCCAUGUGUGAAGUAGCCGGCCCUCCGCCCUCGCCCCCCUGCGGGCCUCACGGGACUGGGGGCCUCCUCGGCAGCACCCGGGGCUCAGCACCCCCUCGGGUCACCCUGUCCUCGGGGCUGGCUGGGAACUGGCUCUCAGCCGACUUCUGGAGGUGACAAUGACAGGGAAGUGGGGGGCUGGGGCAGGCUAGGACUUAGCUCCUGGCGGGAGAGUCCAUCUUCUGAGCCUGAGCCCCUUCCCCCACGAAGCCCGGGAGGAGCAAGGGGUUCCGGACGAGCCCUCCCUGACGCAGCUGCUAGUCUGCAGGUGCCCAGGCUUGCCUUCUAGGGGUGACAACAAGCCUGUCCCCCUGCCUGGUACUCCCCCGCCCCUCCCCCUUUGGUGCUAACAGCUCUCCCCUGGGUGGUGUGAGGGGUUCGGGUUCGGGGUUGAGCGCGGGACCGCUGCGGAAGAGCAGCUCCCUCCAGCCCCCACGUUGUGCCUUUAGUAAACACUGUGCUUUGUA
Messenger RNA from Dipodomys spectabilis (banner-tailed kangaroo rat), 2218 nucleotides. RefSeq names its product transcription factor EB (gene Tfeb). Gene Ontology annotation, cellular component: nucleus. The record is from RefSeq and is a predicted model, not a curated record. Bases 267 to 1685 code for a protein of 472 amino acids. The transcript has 9 exons. Gene Ontology annotation, molecular function: DNA-binding transcription factor activity, RNA polymerase II-specific; protein dimerization activity; RNA polymerase II cis-regulatory region sequence-specific DNA binding. Gene Ontology annotation, biological process: positive regulation of DNA-templated transcription; humoral immune response; regulation of transcription by RNA polymerase II. NCBI's taxonomy places the organism in Eukaryota, Metazoa, Chordata, Mammalia, Rodentia, Heteromyidae.